AUGAAGACUGUUAUAAUCCCCCUUGUCGAACUAAAUGUUCCCGGUUGCGACUGUACCAUAUCUGCGCAUAGGUUUGAUGCAGAGUGGUGCCUCGACUUGCACGGAUACCUUAAUCGCGAGGAAUUUGCUGCUCGAUUAAGAGAAAUCAACAACUAUAUUAAACAGUAUCCGUUGUUGAGUUCAAAGCAAAAAAGUUAUCUCACGUACGUUAUCUCUGGAAUGGCCAUAUUUGUGGCUUUUGUCGCCUUUAUUCUUAUUUUUACCACAGAGUAUAGCUCUAUAAAUGAUAUUACCUUCCCCGCUGUCACAAUUGAUGGCAUACUUGGACUCCUACUUCCAAUAGGACGAAAAAUUAUUGAUCAAAUAGCAAAAAAUCGUACCAUAUUAUUUUCGCAAGCCUUGCAACCUGUGCUCGACCAUUAUAAUCGACAAGAAAACCCAACCGCUAAUUGGAAGCUUGUUUGGCGUGUUGUUGUCACUCAUUAUAGCAUAAAAAUAGACUCGCACGGUAAUGGUUCAGCUAAACCAGUAUACGCCGAGCAAGCAGAGUUAGUGGUCGAAAUCAAUGACGCUCUCGCCAAUCUUACGGCUCAUACCGUCCGCCUAAACCUUCCUCUUACUACAGUGUCUAGGCCAUCUACUGUAGCCCCUACGUCCUCCACUACGGUUUCUAGGGUGUCUACUAUAAAUACUACUUAUCCUCCUCGGAAGGGUGUGUCAUAA
Molecule: messenger RNA, 723 nt
Organism: Paraglomus occultum
Lineage: Eukaryota; Fungi; Glomeromycota; Glomeromycetes; Paraglomerales; Paraglomeraceae
Source: the annotation of a GenBank genome assembly